Messenger RNA from Hermetia illucens (black soldier fly), 969 nucleotides. Its product is annotated as enhancer of split mgamma protein-like. Lineage: Eukaryota; Metazoa; Arthropoda; Insecta; Diptera; Stratiomyidae. Gene Ontology annotation, biological process: anterior/posterior pattern specification; regulation of transcription by RNA polymerase II; regulation of neurogenesis. The transcript has a single exon. Gene Ontology annotation, molecular function: protein dimerization activity; DNA-binding transcription factor activity, RNA polymerase II-specific; RNA polymerase II cis-regulatory region sequence-specific DNA binding. The coding region runs from base 103 to 711 and encodes 202 amino acids. The record is from RefSeq and is a predicted model, not a curated record. Gene Ontology annotation, cellular component: nucleus.
UUCCGAAUAAGAAACAUUGGAUUUCGUGUUUAGUUUUUCGUUUUGGAUAUUUUUGAUUUCUUGUUUCUGAUAAAGUUUGAGGAAUUAAUUGGAUACAUCACGAUGGCUUCGAUCAAUAUGGAAAUGUCGAAAACAUACCAAUAUCGGAAAGUAAUGAAGCCAAUGUUGGAGAGAAAGCGCCGCGCGAGAAUUAAUAAGUGUUUGGACGAGCUUAAGGAUUUGAUGGUCGCCGCGCUAGAAUCAGAAGGAGAACAUGUGACGAGACUGGAAAAGGCAGAUAUCCUAGAAUUAACAGUAACACAUCUACAAAAGCUAAAGAACCAACGGAAACUCACCGGCGGCAACUCAACAAUGACUCGCGCAGAAGGAUUUCGAUCAGGAUAUAUCUAUGCAGCAAACGAAGUCUCACAGACGUUGUCGCGAAUUCCGGGAGACUACGUUAAUCUCGGAACGCAAGUUAUGGGACAUUUACGCCAACGAUUAAAUCAAAUUCAGCCGCCUCCAAUGAAAGUUACCCCACUGACCCCGCUGACAAAUCCACUAUCGAUUCAGUGCGGAAGCUACCCUGGUUCCUAUUCGGUCCCAUUAUCCCCGAUUUCAUCAAGGUCGAGUGCACUUGAUAGUCCUUCAAGCGAACCACCCUCUACAAAACAUACAGAACUUCGAUGUUUCGUUCCUGAGCCAGAAGAAAACGUCUGGCGUCCUUGGUGAAAAAUGUUGUAUUUAGUUGUUUUAAAAUGGAUCUCAUUAAGACAUUGUGAUUUGAAUCUAUAGUUAAUUGUGUCUUAAAUAUCUCAGGGAUAACAACAAUAUCCAAGAGCUUCCUAGAUGGUAUUUUAUUUUCUCCAAAAGCUUUAAUUAUGUAUUUCCAAAUGUUUGUGAUAAAAAGUUGUUGGCAUUAAGUUUUGUUGACCGAAUAUCUGUUAAGUCCUUGAAAAAUUCAAUUGAUGUACAAUUGUUGUAACGAUU